UUUUCUCUCUCUCUUCCUCUUCCUUCCCCCUCUCUCUGUUUGAGCGAACGUUUCGUAUCAUUCCGUGUCAUCUCGUUUUUCGAUUUUUCGACGAGGAAGACAAUCGUGAUCGAGGAUGGUAAUAGAGGGAUCUCGCGAUUUCGUUAUUUUUGUCGGGUUAACCUCGGUCGGUUAUGUGGAAGGAGAACAAGCGACGUUCGAUCAUCAUAGGCGAAACGAUCGUUUUAACCGUGUCGUUGACUUCACGGUGUAUACUCGAGCUCCACUCGCCUCGUCCAGUCGCAAUUUAAAUAUUUAUAAGAACGAGAAACACGGAUUCGCUUUACGGGUCGUUCGUACGGAACGAUAUGUUCGUUUCAAUAUUCUUCGCCGCGAUAUCUUUGAAAUCGCCAAAAAAAAAAAAAAAAAAAAAGAAAACGUAAGAGUUCGACCGAGUGGAAUUAUACAUUCGUUACGCGUAAAAGAGAAGUUUGAAAAGAGAAUGUUAUCGAUCAUCGUGAAUAGAAGAUUGAAAUAUUUCGUGAAAGGCUGGAUCCGAAGAUGUAAUAGACGAAUUGAAAAUGUGAAAGGUGUUAGGGUGUCGGGAAGCGAAGAAAUAGGUUAGUAUCUCGUUAACGAACGAUGGAGACAGGAGAAAGAAAUUCGUGGCUGUUUCGCCGAAUUGCAAAAAAACUGUUUUCCUUCUGCGCGUUGAAAGUGACUUUGUACGUACGUUUCGCUGGACUUCUCGCGUCUAGCGAAAAACGAGACGACCACCGUUCAGGCAACAGACUGAAAUAUAAAACUGGUUGUACGAUUUUUCGUCGCGUAUCUCACGUUACCCGUUGCGUCGAUCCUCGUCGAUCGAUCUUUCCAUUCUUUUCGUUUCGAUUCACUUUCCCGUGACGCGCCACGGAUACCUAUUCAACGAGAUCACGCGAUUAAAUUGCUCGAAAGAAAUUCGAAAAAAAGCGAUAACGAAUUUUUCCAUCGAUAAUCGGACGAAAAUAAAUCAUUUCUUUGACGCGUUCGAUCGCGAUCGAUUUAUCGUAUGCAUUUACGAUAAAUGGAAAUUUUUACGAUAAAUUACAUUAUUAUCGAUACAUGUACAGUAUCGCGCGUGAAAUCGAUCGUUAACGUCCGUACUUACUUUUAAUACCCUUCUCGCGUCUGAAACGAUAUAUAUUUACGAAAUAAUUGUUCUUGAUACAUAUAUUCGUUUUAAUCGAGCGUUUUAAUCGAAUAAAUGUCGCUUUCUUUCCAUAAUACGUGGAGCAGCUCGACAUUGAAGAAAUCGUUGUCUCAAAGAGAAUUUGAGAGGACUUUUCGAAAAGAGAAAAAAAAAGUUAGGGAAAAUUAUUCGAACUUCUCUUUCCCUCGCCAAUCAAAAAUUUCUCAUUCGCGUCUCGCGAUUCCAUUCGGGAAUCGAAGUUGAAAAGAAAAACUUGAAUUUAUUUUCUUCGCCGCCAGAUCAAAGAUUCUUGCGGUCUUGGUAAUUGAUCUUCGCCUCUUUCCCUUACUCAAAGAUUUCUGCGGUAAAGAAAAUUAAAUUCCAAGUUCGAAGACGAUUAGAAGGGAAGAAGUUCGCUUCGAUCGAAGCCUCGGUCGCGUUGAAGAAGGAAAACGAAAGAAGAGAAAGAGGGGAGAUUGAAAAAGAAAAAGAGAAAAGACAGAGUCCGGCGCGCAAUUAGCCAGUCGGUGUGACGAAACCGCUUCUCGGCUCGGCUCGGCUCGGCCUCGUGAGAACUAGGCGAGCCUUAAAUCGUAUUCCGCGCGCGUGUCACUACACGCCGGGCGAGUUCUCUUUCGCUCGAAACGAGUUCUUGAGGACGCGCUCGCGGCGUGACGGAGGUCGCGAGAAGAAAGGGAAGAAAACCACCGGUGCAACCGGUAAUCGCUCGCGGAUAAGUGCCGGUUGCUCCUCCAUUCGACCCGCUUGUCCUCUCAAAUCACGCACCUUCGUAAUUACAGUUUUCGACCUGUUCCUCUCUCUCUCUCUUUCUCCAUUCUCCGCGCUCGUUUUUUCUAUUUCGAACAAGGCUCGCAUUAUCUUUGCGACAUCUUCCCCGUAUAUUUCCUUAAUAAAACACCGAUACUCGCGGAUUAUUAAUCGCUGGAUACUGAUAUAUCAGCUUAUAAGAUAAAUUGUUAUUUUCUCUGCUAUAAUGAUAGAUAGAAAAAUUUUCUAAGAAGAAAAGAAAGGAAGGUGGUUUCGUAACGUGGUGAAUAACGAUACAAAGUGUGCGAUCGAAACGGUUUAUCUAUCGGUUCUCCACGCGAUUGCAACGUAAUUUCGUAGAGCGUAGAAACGAACGCAGGUGAAACCAUCCAACGUCCACGUUCCCGAUUCGUCGCGGUAUGAUGCAUUUUCACGCGAGCCGCGGAUCAUUUUCGUGCCCUCCCCUCCCCUCCCCUCUUUUUCUUCGCCUCGUUUACUCUCUUUCCGCGUAUUUUUUUUUUUUCCUCCUCGCUCUCCCUUCUCUUCCCUCUUGCAUGUCGCUCGACAAUGGCACGGAAACGCGAGCGUGUCGCGUCGCGUCGCAUCGUGUCGUGUCGUAUCGUGUCGUGUCAUGUCGUGUCGUGCCACAUUCCCAACAUCCUGUUAACGAUGAUGCGAGAGCGAGCUUCGUGAAAAUUCACGAUCGACCACGGAUCUUCCUCGUUGAUUCCUCUUAACAAUAAAAUCGACUACACCGUCGCACCGUCGCGCGUUUCUUGUAUAUACAAACAAAAUUCCUGUUGAAAAAAAAGUUGAUUCACCCCGAUGGAAAGCGAACGAAUUGCAACGCGUGACUCGCGUUGGCUAAUGAAACGAAACGACGACCGCAAUUAAGAGGAUCAUGAAGGGAGAGAGAGAGAGAAAGAAAGAAGAAUUAUUUUCAACGUCGAGAGAAGAACCCUUCGAUUUCUUCGAUUUCUGAUUUUCUCCUUUUUUUCCAUCCAACUUCUUCCCUCGAAUUUCCAAAAAACUUUCCAAAUCGUCGAGGAACGGACGUGUUUUAAGCGCGGCUAGGGAAUUUUCUUUUUCUCGCGCGAGCAAAAGUAACGGUGGCGGUGAGGGAGGGGGGACGAAGCGAGAAUGAUGGGACGAUAAGAUAUGCGCGGGCAUUGGAUGGAAGAAGGCGGAGGACCGCAAGAGAUCGAUUCCGAGACCCGAUCUCUGGUGAUCCCCGCGCGAGAGGAGAGAUGUGGAGCGCCGAUACGAACCGUGAGCCGAUCUAAUCUCGCGGCUGGCCGCCGUUAUCGUCAGUCCCGCGUCAACGGCCGACGGUGCUCGUAACGCGUUCGUCCCUCGUUCGUGCCGGUAAUUGCACGAUCGAAAUCGCGAGAAAUUGUCGGGCCGAAACGCGCACUGUUGCGACGUUUCCACGGUGCUCGAGCCGUGUGAUAAAUAAAGUACGCGGUUUGAUCGAUAAUCGCCAUGGAGACGGGCCAUAAAACCUGGACGACUCGACUUGUUCGAGCCUCGAAAUUAGUCGCGACGCGAGUUCGACAAAUCUGAAGUUGUUCGUUAUUCGAAUACCUCUUGUUGUGCGGGGAGAAGAGUUUCUUUGUUCUUUUUUUUUUUUUUUUUUUUGUUUGCAGGAUAAUAUUGUUGAUCCGUUAAGGAAGGAAAAAGGUAGUAGCCUCGAUCGAUCCCAAUUAGGGAAAUACGAAAAACUAGACUGCGUUGAUUCAUCGACGCAAAAGAAGGUAACGUUGUUAUCGACAAUUUUUUCGUUCGAGAGUUUUAAAGUUUCUCCAAGCCGUGGCGGAUGUCGAAGCGCGUUGUCCGGCUCGCGUUUUAUUAAACGCGAUUGCGCAACGCCGUCCGAGUUUUCUUUCGCCACGGUGUGCCCCGACGUCACUUUCUCUUCUCUCGUGGAAAAUUAUUACGUUCCGCAAUUUCCGCCGGACCCGGCGGCGCGCCAACCAACGCGCGUAUCCGGUUGGAAUGCAAACGGACGGAUCGUGCAGGUGGUAGAGGUGUGACCGAGCGCUGUGAAACACCGCCGAUUUUGCAAUAACAAACGAUCGAACGUGUUGCUGCCGUUCGAAACGUAGUUCCAAGCGUGGCUUGAAAAUUCCGCCGAUCUUCUAUUCGCUCGCUUCUUCAAACCCCAAGUGUUCGAAGAUAUUUCGAUUCGUCGAAAUUUUAAGCGGAUUCGAAAAUUAUUUAUUGGGAACGAAUUGUACAGGAGGCUAAAUAUAUAAGGAACUUUUUUGUUCAAGGUUUUUGAAAAAUAUAGAUAAUUUUUAAUUCGAUACAAAUCGAUAGAAAAUUAUCAUACGUGUAAAGAAAUGUGGAGUUAAUUUUAUUUCGUUGAAAACUUGUUCGAUCCGAUUUUCUCGCGUUAAAAAAAUAUUCUCUUAUCGAUGAUUCGUUCGCAUCCAAUAGAAACGAAACGUUCUAGUUUACAUUUUUUUCUUGUUUUUUUUCGCACAUUGAGAGUCACCACUCAACCUGUACAUUCCUAAUAUAUUAAAAUCGAUUAAAUUGAACGAAAGGAAAACUCUCUCGCGAAGGAGUCUUUUUUUUCGCAGCGAUAGAAGCGUUCGCGUCUCUCGAUCCGCGAAGAGGUGUUGGGUAAACACCGUGGGCGCCCGACGUGGGCACGUCUUUGGCCUGGAUUUUGCCUAGGAAACUUACCUCGAUCGAUGAUUCUAAUCCAAUAACCGAGACUAGUUAAAAAAAAAAAGACGCAGCCAUUUCCAAAGGUUACGCCAUUCUUCCCAACAGAACGAAACUACGGGUCUCACUACGAUAGGAUAAAUCGCCUUUCUAACAGCGCGAAAGAAUAACUUUGAUAGCGAUAAUUUUCGGUCGAAAAUGGUGCGGCGGAUAGAGAAGGUCGCGUGGGAAAACACGGGUCCCCGAGGCGAACCGAGGGAAAAGGAGGACGAGACGAGGCGGUCGUGAAAUCUUGAGAAAAGUAAUACGCGAAAACUAGGUGGUAGUGGUAGUAGUUGGCUCGUUAAACGCAAUUAGGAACGAGGGCGCGAUUGUUCUGCCAUCUACGGUCGAAGGAUUCGCGCAUUCUCAAUGGCCGAAAGGAGAAGUGUAUCCUCGAAUCGUUUUCGUUCAAAGGAUCAUCGUCCACGAUAUACAUACAUAUAUAUACACAAAUAGAUCGUUCGCCUCUCUUGUUUUCUUCUCGAGAUCUCGAAGGAAGGAAGGAAAACGAACGAAUAUUCCGUGGAAAUAUUGCAGAGACUUUUCCAACUUUUCUCGGGGAUCCGAUGUGAAGAAAUUGUUAAGAGUUAGAGAAGGAGAGAGAAUCGUGGAGAGGAAGAGAGAAGAUGGUGGUGUCCCGCCGGGAGGGUAGCAUAUCGUCCAACAUACGGGCGAUAAUCGAGCAGCUGAACCUGAAUCCGGUGGAGAGGAGGCGGUUGAUCGACCGGACGAAGCAGGACGGCGCGCGAUGCGUGGUGGGGUAUCACCAGGGCGUGCAGCCCGCGGCGAAGAUCAGCAUCGGCGUGUACGGGUGCAAGGAGAAGGUCGGUUACGAGAUACCGGGCGGCGGCCCGAUCAGGCGCGCUGUGUGCAGGCUCGGGCCGGAUCGGUCGAGGCCCAGGCAGGAAGCGGGGCAGCGAAAGAUCUUAGCCCCGAUUAAGAAAGAGGGUGCGGCCCGCGAGGAUGCGGCGGUCGAGGAGGAGAAGGCGGAGGAUAAUGGGUUCGGAUCGAUAAGAUCGAUGAGCAAAGUCGAGGAUCGACCGAGACCGAAAUCGGAGAACGGGCGGACGGCGACGAUCCCUCGGGCGAACCGAGAGCGAUCGGUUCGAGCUGAAGAUACGAUCGAGGAUAAAGGAUCGGCGAGAUGUUCGUGCUCGAGGAUCGAGGAUCGGCCACGCUCGAAGCCGGAGACGAGGCAGAGGAUCCCGCCGUUGAUCAAAGACGCGAUCCCACGAAUCGAGGAGGAGGUGAUCGAGGGCUCAAAAUCGCCGAAGGACACGGUCGAUCGUGUUAUCCCUGUGGCCAAAGAGGAUUUGCCGGAGCUGGAAAGCGCCAGUUUGAGCCACACCGCGGCCCAUCAUCGAAUUUCAGUCCGGCCUAAAAACCGAAGGCCUCCGAGGCGGAGCGGGUCGCAAGUGGCGGCCACGCCCACGUCGACCAUCACGACGAUAGCGGAGGACUCGUUGGACAGUCUGCAAAGCGCGAACAACAGCAAUGCGUCGACGCCGACGGAGUCGAAGAACCCGUCGAUCGGGAGGAAAUCGUCGAACCGUUUGUCGCGCACGUCCGACAUUUUCGAGGAGUUGGAAGCGAAGCUGCCUAGAAAGCCGCCGAGCGUGGCCUCCUUGUCCCCGGACAGUCUGGACGCGGUGGAGAUGAACGACGAGCAGCAAACAGCGGAUAUCCGUGGAUCGAUCGCGAGGAAAUCGUCGAAUCGCACGCCAAAGAAUACAGAGAUGUUCGAGGAGUUGGAGUCUAAGCUGCCCAGAAGGAGAUCCGCCUCGAACAGAUCGUCGAAAUCGCCGGACAGCUUGGAGUCGGCCAACGGUUGGUUCUCCAAGUCGACGGAGGGCUUCGAGAAAUUGAUGGAAUACGAGGAGGUGAAACCCGUUACGCGAAGAUUGCUCGGCCCGAUCUCGAAAUCGACCGACCGGGUGUCCAAGUCGUCCGACAGUUUGGAAGCCAUAGAGGCGUUGACCAGCGACGAGUCGAUCGAGCGUAGAAGGAGCAGCUUCGAGUUGCGCGCCCGUAGAUCCUCGAAGAAGAUGUCGAAAUCGUCGGAAAGCUUCGAGAUGUUGGAGCAGAUCGGAACGGAGAGCGGUGUUGAAGAGAUGAUGCUUCAGAAGAGGAGCAGCAUCUCGGAUAUCAAUUUGUCAAGGGGAAGAAGGUUGUCGAAGAGCAUCUCGAAAUCGUCGGAGGAUUUCGAGAGAAUCGAGACAAGCGAGUCGAGAGAGGAGGAUGCGAGGGAAAGUUUGGGCAAAUGUUGCAGAAGAUCGUCGAAACGGAUGUCGUCCGAGAGCUCUGAUAAUUUGGAGUCGGAGGACAGAUUGGAGAACAGAAGGAUGAGAAGGGCGCCGAAGAGGAUACCUAGCACCAGCUACGUGGACAUAGUUCCGAUGGACGAUCAGGAGGAGGAGAAGAGAGCGGUCACGGUGCAAAGGAAACCGUGCAGACUUCAGAAAUCGUCCGAGAGUUCGGAGCUUGGCAGCACGGAUACUUUAGAUUCCGAGAGGAGGAACAAAUCGUCCGAGAGUACCGAAACUUUGGACAGUUUGGAGAGAGAUUUGGAUCAGGAUAGGAAACAGGAAGAUCUUACGGACACCGUUGCGGAUAGACGCGAGAAGAACGAUCCUUGGACCAAUAAAUCCCUAAUGAUGUCACAUUCGGAUCAAAUGGCGGAUAGUACAGAAGACUCUAAACCGUUGAUCUCGCCUGAUAAAUUCUAUUGGCGACAAUCAUCGGAAUCGAAGGAGAACAUCGACAUACAUCAGCUGCUAGCCAUCACUAUAGUUACCAGAAUGGCCGACAACGGCAACAAUCAACGAAGCUCUGUGAUUUAUCCUAAGAAAAAGCAACAAAUCACCACGUCGCAGCCUACCUCGCCAGUCGCUAAACAAGAAGACAACAAGAUGAUUUUUGACAAUCUCCUCGUUAGCAAGAAUGACGAGGAUUUACAAAAUAUGUUAAACGGUAAUAUAUCCGAAGUGUCUACGGAUACGAAGAGUUUCAAGGAGAAGCUAAUCAUGUUCGAGAAACUCGGAAAAUAAGCGUUACACGCAUUCACACGUAUUAACAGAUAUGCAUCGUUUGAUUCAUUUUGGAAGACGAAUAGGAAAAGAAUCGAUGCGGUUAAAAAAUGAUCAGAAUUAUAUAAAGCCCCCUUUUUCUGUAAACUUUUUUAUAUCUGGAUUUUAUUUGUAGACUGAAUAAGCUGUGGAAAUAAUGAAAUAACGAACGAAGAUGUGUUCGACUGGUUAAGACUAUAUAAGAUGGACAAUAAUAUAAAAAUUAUUCACCUUAAAUUUUUAUAACGUUUUUCAUAAAACAUGUCUUCGUUUCAAACUUGUAAACUUGAACAAAAGUAAAGGAAAGAAGCAAGUGGAAAAUGAUAUGGAAUCGAGAUAUGUAAAAAGAAAAAAAAAAAAAAAAAAAAAAAAAAAAUAUUAAGUUCGCCUGUGGCGAGAAAGUUGUAAGGUUAACGUGUUUAAACGUAAUUAGCUGUAAUUAUUUGCGAUUCGUGUGUUAUUUAACUUCUUCCGUUGCAAUCGUAUUUUGUUUUUUCUUCUUUUCUUAACAAACUUCACAUACACGAUAAGAUAGUCGAUCAUACAAAAAAAUGCAGUAUUAGGUGGUGCGCGAUAUCGCAGAGCAAUAUAAUCGCGCGUCGUGCUUACAAAUUCUUCUCGUGUUAGGAGUUAGUGUUUCUUGUUGUACAGUAGUUUAGAGACGCCAAUAAAUGUCGUGUUUCGUUCCACUGUGUAAAUACAAAGAAGAAAACCCCGUUACAGAAUUAGACACGAUCGCGAAAGAAAGAAUACGAAUUUAAAGAAUAUAAAAAAGAGAAUAGAUAAAAAUAGCGUCGACACGUAUUUACAAAGUGUUUAAUGGCCAGGCGAGCCAUAAAACAAACACAGGGUAUGUUGUUAGACAAAAACAUAGUUCGAAAUUAUUCAUAUCUAGAGACGUUAUGGUAAUCUUUGGAAAAUGCUGUCUUUCCAUACUGAUUUAACAAUUUUUAAACGUCGUUAAAAGUAAUUCGUUUGAAAAAAAAAUCGAAAAUAUUUCUAGUGUUUAUCUUUUUUUUUUAUAUUUUCAGUACACGAUAAAUGAUUUUAAUUUUUGAUUAUUUAUUAUUGAAAUGAUCAAAAAUUCCAUGUUGAGAUGAAAAAAAAAAUCAUGAUUUUUUGCCGUGUACGUUUAAAGAAAAAUAAUGAUUCAUCGUAGGGUGAAGAAAAGACGUUAAAGCGUAUCGUCUCUAUCACGUAACACCGCGUGAAAGACAAGAUACUUCUUUCCAGUCUUUUAAGUGCCUUAACGAAAAAGUAAGUAUUAGGGAAUCGACUGGUUGCAAACAUUGUUGGAUAAAUCAGAAACUCACUUUCCUCUCUCUUGACCACAUCCCUUUUUUAGUUUUCUAGCUGAUCAUAAACGUCUCAAAUCCCAAAAAAUAUGCAUAGAUUGUUAGAUUAAUAAAAAUAUAAAUAGAGAAUUGAAUUAAUAUGUAAGAAUUCUCUAAGAACGAAUAAGAAUUCGCAUAAUUAAAAGAAAUAUAUAAAUAAAUAAAUAUAUAUCUAUAUAUACAUAUAUAUAUAUAUAUAUAUGUAUAUAUAUAUAUAUACAUAUAAUACAGAAAGAUCAUCCGUUUUAAUGUAAAUAAAGCUGCCAUCGUAAUUACAGUUCGACAACAAAAUUUUUUUUCUCUUUAUUAAACCUGCAUUCCAAUGCGCCAAUCACGUAUCCUUAAAAAAUUACAAAAUACCUCGACACACUAAAUACAUUAUCUAUUUUAUACGUGGCAA
Molecule: messenger RNA, 9432 nt
Organism: Apis laboriosa (Himalayan honeybee)
Lineage: Eukaryota; Metazoa; Arthropoda; Insecta; Hymenoptera; Apidae
Exons: 6
Coding region: 5260-7680 (806 amino acids)
Source: RefSeq, a predicted model, not a curated record